Messenger RNA from Anopheles arabiensis, 2116 nucleotides. Its product is annotated as potassium/sodium hyperpolarization-activated cyclic nucleotide-gated channel 2-like. NCBI's taxonomy places the organism in Eukaryota, Metazoa, Arthropoda, Insecta, Diptera, Culicidae. The transcript is spliced from 8 exons. The coding region runs from base 49 to 1788 and encodes 579 amino acids. The record is from RefSeq and is a predicted model, not a curated record.
AAAGUCGAUGGACCAACAGAAAACCGUAGACUUUGUUCUGGUGCAAACAUGUUCGAAGGAAAUACCAACCGCUAUAGCCGGGUAUCGGCAUACAUUUUUCCGCAAAACAUUUCUAUGGAACAUCGGAUUUCCCAGCGCGACGAUUCUACUGGAUUCGAAGUGUCGGACCAAUUGGAAGAUGAUGAUCACGUACUAACAGCACGUAUUGGCAGUCGAAAGAGCUUUGUCUAUCGUUUGCGCCGCCUGUUCCUUAUCGAUAGACAACAUCCAAGUUCCGCGCUGCACUUCCGAUCGCACUGUCUGUACCGACGUGAGCUGGCGCGCCAAGUGCGCAGCGACUUUUGGUACAUCAUUCACCCAUUCAGCCAGUUUCGGUUCUACUGGGAUGUUUGGCUGAUCUUCUACUUUUACGCAGUUUCCAUGCUAUGUCCAUUCCUGUUUUCCUUCACGAAUUUGGUCCGAGCCAGUGGUAGAGCUUACAUAAUAUCCAUGGUUCUUAAUUUUAUUGCUACUUUGGACUUUGUGAUCCAUGCGUGUACAGGCUAUCUGGAAGAUCAAUUGAACAGAAAUGUCGUUUUGCACCAUGGAAAGAUUCUGCUAAAAUAUUUGAAGAGCGACAUGAUCGUCGACCUGCUGGUCAUGGCACCUUUAACCCUAUCUGUGGGAGUGUACUACAACAACGCUACGCACGCCAUAUCGCAAACAGUGGUAAUGGAUAUAGUUCACGGUAUGAUGAUGCUGAAGAUCAUUUCAUUGAGGCACGUUUGGGGGUAUUUGGAAAAUGUGUUUGAGCGUUACAAAAUUGAGUCGCUCAAAUACUACAUUGUGCGGAUCGUUAUGACUUCCGUGCUGAUCGUGCACUGGUGCAUUUGCUUGUACAAAAUUACCAUAUUCGAAUGGGAAGCUGAGCGUACAGGAGUAGCCAUAUCGUACAUGGAGGCCCUUUACCAGUAUGGCGUGUGUCUUUAUUCGGUGUCCUGGUUUAUGUUUGCCUACAGCUUUAUAGAUCGCGAAAUUCCCAGCGAUCCUCGGGCGAAGGCAUUUAGUACGGCGUGUAUUGUGAUUGGAUAUAUGUUCAAGCUUUUCAUAUUUUUGCAAAUUAUUAAUCUGGUCGAAAUAAUGAGCUCAAUGGAUCGCAAGUAUGCGGAAGUCACGAAUCAGCUGCAAACGUACGUUCGUACGAAGCAACUUCACACGGCCGAUAUGAAGCAACGGCUGCUGUAUUACUACGCCAAACGGUACGAACACUGCUUUUUCCAAGAAGACAUCAUAAUGGAAAGCCUAUCCGAAUCCCUUAAAAAACGAAUCACAGAUUACAGUGCGACAAACUUUUUGAAAACGGUAAAAAUAUUUGAUGGCAUUCCAAAUGAUCUGCUGCUUCCGUUGGUGGAAAGGAUGACGAAAGAAAUCUACUUACAAGAUGAUCUCAUCAUUAAGGCAGGAUCAUUUGGAGACAAAAUGUACUUCAUCAUUGUUGGCAUGGUGGCAGUCUAUACCCACAGUCGUAAGGAAAUUUGUCACCUGUCGGAUGGGGAUAACUUUGGUGAAGUGUCGAUGUUUACACGUAAAAAGCGCCUUGUCAGUGUUGUGGCGGUAGAGUUCACACAAGUGUACGUUAUCGACCGAAUGGCGUUCAAGAAUUUGUUUCCCGCCGAUCAUGUUGUAUACCAGCGCCUGCAGGAGAUGGCCAAUAAACGCAUGCAGAUAACGCUAGUGUUCGAAGAACAGCACAAAAACUAUCUGCUAAAGAUGGGAAUGAGUCAAAAUGAGAUCAAGAUUGGGAUAUGAUUCCAGAACGAGAAGAGUGGUCAGGCUUGCUCCGGUAUCGUUUGGAAGAAAGCUCCAGCUCGGUUGGUUGCCAAUGCUCAGUGUAUUUCCAGUGCUUAAUUUUGCUUCGGGUGUAGCCACACUUGAUGUGUAAAAUCGAUAAUGUUUUUGACACCUUUUAGGCAUGAGCAUCGAAAUUGAACCAGUUUGUGUACACGAAGCAAAUGCAAUCGUUGCAAAAGCAUAAUUGAGGAUGUAUGCGUUGGGGCAACUGGUUUUUGGACUGGAGGUGCAGUGCGAACCGGAAAAUUAGUCAAUUAUAAAAACACCUGGCGGGUGUGAAAUCAUA